AUCACAUUCGUAUUCCCUAAUGCUCAGCUUACAACUCAAAAACAUUUAGAGAACACACAUACACACACACAGACUACUGUCCAUGGCAUCCACAUAUACAGCAACUCAUCCGGAACCCGUGAAGGAGGCGCCACCGCCGGAGAUGAGAGCCCCGGCGGAGAAACCACUUAGUGGUUUGUUUGGCUUGGGCGAUGUGGUGCUGAGAUUUUUGCUGUCUGCUUCAGCUCUGGUGGCUGUUAUACUGCUGGUCACAAGCAACCAAACAAAACUUAUUCCGAUACCGGCUCCUCCUUACCUCAUUUCUCGAACAGCCAAGUUCACUCAAGCACCAGCUUUAAUAUAUUUUAUAGCAGCAAUCUCAGUUGCAGGGUUUUAUGGAGUUAUAAGCACCCUCAUAUCCCUGUAUGCCCUCCUCAGGCCUGGCUCUUUUCCAAGAGUGCUGUCUCAUUUUGUCAUUUUUGAUGUGCUGUUGUUAGGGAUUGUGGCUGCUGCAGUAGGAGCAGCAGGUGCAAUUGGAUACACAGGUUUGAAAGGCAAUUCCCACGUCCAAUGGGCUAAGAUCUGCAACGUAUACGACUACUUCUGCCGGAACAUUUCGGCUUCCAUUUCCGUCGCCCUGUUUGGAUCCAUCGUCCUCACUUUGCUGAUUUUGCUAUCCGUUUACGCUCUGUCUAAGAGGAUCCCAAAGCAAAUUCACUGAACGUGUCAACUUUCAAUUUUACCCCUCAUUUCGUAAAACGAAAAAAAUAAAAUUUACCCCUUGUGUCGCUGGAUGUAUUUGUAAUGUUUUUAUUUUGAAAAUGGAUGGUCUCUAUAGGA
This is a messenger RNA of Sesamum indicum (sesame), 819 nucleotides long. Its product is annotated as CASP-like protein 1. NCBI's taxonomy places the organism in Eukaryota, Viridiplantae, Streptophyta, Magnoliopsida, Lamiales, Pedaliaceae. The record is from RefSeq and is a predicted model, not a curated record.